Messenger RNA from Artibeus jamaicensis (Jamaican fruit-eating bat), 2578 nucleotides. RefSeq names its product serum/glucocorticoid regulated kinase 2 (gene SGK2). NCBI's taxonomy places the organism in Eukaryota, Metazoa, Chordata, Mammalia, Chiroptera, Phyllostomidae. The record is from RefSeq and is a predicted model, not a curated record. Gene Ontology annotation, molecular function: protein serine/threonine kinase activity; ATP binding. Bases 264 to 1571 code for a protein of 435 amino acids. Gene Ontology annotation, biological process: protein phosphorylation. The transcript is spliced from 15 exons.
CAGGGCUUGGAGGCUGAACUUGAGCCUGACUGGGAGUCUUAGUGAGUGGGUGACAAGUCACUCCUGACAGAGAAGUUUGUUCCAGCAGUUCAGGACUGGGGGGACCAUGCUGAGAGACAGGAGGGCAGAGCUGUGCUUGGGGCUGCUCCCCAGGACCUGAGCUGGGACCCAGAGUUUUCAGCUGUCACCCACCCCCAGGGGGAGGCGAUGUCCCCGAGGGAACAGAGGUCUCCCAGCCCAUCUUAAGCUCUGCUGGGUCCUGCAUGACAUCAACAGCCCCCCGAUGCUGCCGGGAGUUUCGAGCUGGGGCCAGGCCGGCGCCAGGCACAGACACUUCAGCCCUUGUUGGGAGAACAGAGAGAGGCUCUCUUGUCCACAGCCCGUCCUCCAGCUCCAACUGCUGCUUCUCUCAGCGGCCCCUCCUCAGGCUGGUGCAGCCCCCGCCCUACCACUGUUACAGAAUGGACUCUGGUCCUAGCCCAGCUGGGACCCCUAGUCCACAGCACUCAAGGGCCAAUGGGAACAUCAACCUGGGGCCCUCAGCCAACCCAAAUGCCCGGCCCACGGACUUCGACUUCCUCAAAGUCAUUGGCAAAGGGAACUAUGGGAAGGUCCUACUGGCCAAGCACAAGUCUGACGGGAUGUUCUACGCAGUGAAGGUGCUGCAGAAAAAAUCCAUCUUAAAGGAUAAAGAGCAGAACCACAUCAUGGCGGAGCGCAACGUGCUUCUGAAGAACGUGCGGCACCCAUUCCUUGUGGGCCUGCGCUACUCCUUCCAGACGCCGGAGAAGCUCUACUUUGUGCUCGACUACGUCAAUGGAGGAGAGCUCUUCUUCCACCUUCAGCGGGAGCGCAGGUUCCUGGAGCCCCGGGCCCGGUUCUACGCCGCUGAAGUGGCCAGCGCCAUUGGCUACUUGCACUCCCUCAACAUCAUCUACAGGGACCUGAAACCAGAGAACAUCCUCUUGGACUGCCAGGGACACGUGGUACUGACAGAUUUUGGCCUCUGCAAGGAAGGGGUGGAGCCGGAGAAGACCACGUCCACAUUCUGCGGCACCCCGGAGUACCUGGCUCCAGAAGUGCUUCGUAAAGAGCCUUACGAUCGGGCGGUGGACUGGUGGUGUUUGGGGGCUGUUCUCUACGAGAUGCUGCACGGCCUGCCACCCUUCUACAGCCGAGACAUAGCCCAGAUGUAUGAGAACAUUCUGCACGAGCCACUGCAGAUCCCUGGGGGCCGGACGGUGGCCGCCUGUGACCUCCUGCAAGCCCUUCUCCACAAGGACCAGAGGCAGCGGCUGGGCUCCAAAGCAGACUUUCUCGAGAUAAAGAACCACGUAUUCUUCAGCCCCAUAAACUGGGAUGACUUGUACCACAAGAGGCUGACGCCACCCUUCAACCCAAAUGUGGCAGGACCUGCUGACUUGAAACACUUUGACCCAGAGUUCACUCAGGAAGCUGUGUCAAAGUCCAUUGGCUGCACUCCGGACACUGUGGCCAGCAGCUCUGGGGGCUCAAGUGCAUUCCUGGGAUUUUCCUAUGCACCAGAGGAUGACGCCGCCUUGGAUUGCUAGGACAGAAGUCCCUGUGACACCUCUUGAAGGAAGCUGGAUCUGACAGCCUACUCCCCAUUGCCACCCCAGGAAUUAUAAGGGGAUGAAGCUGAAGACCAUGGAGAACACACCAGUGACACAGACGGUGGAGACCAAAGAGACCUCUGAUGUGCACUGAGAACUCUGAAACACUGAUUUGAUUUCUGUCUUCACAGUGUCUGCUGAUUGACAAAUGUAGAACAGGAGGGAGGGGCCAAAAUUCCCCCAAUUUCCCAAACCAAAAAACAAGAGACUGUAAUUAUCCAAAAUGUACUAGUACCGUCAAAAGUACACAAUCUGCUGUACUGUGAAACACAUAAUGAUCUGUUCAAAGACUGUAAGAUCACAAAAUUUUCACCAGGAUAGAAAAUUAAAAUGAAGAAAAACUAUGAUAUAGAAUUGAUCAUGCUACACCUAUGUUUGCUGAGCAUGUUCUGAGUGUUAUGUACAUUAUCUACACACCUCACAGUGAGCCAGCAUUAAAAAAUUAACCUCCUUUAUAGAUAAGGAACAUUUGCUCAGAGAGAUUAACCAACUUGCCCAGGGUCACCCAGCUGGUAUAAGGCACAGCCAGGAACUGAACUUGGUGGCGGCUGAUUCUAAGACCCUUGCUUUUUCUCCAACCCCCAACAGUGGGAGAAGUGCUCUGGGGAGGUACUUUUUCCAUCUUCUAGCACUCACUCACUCCACACGGAGCAGAAGGAUCCCAAGACCUGUGCCAACUCUCAAGUGACAUAGCCUACUGUCUCUACAGUGGAAACACAUCACUUCCAUUUUUAUACCUCGCUGAAGACUGUGCAUCUACCCAAUUUUGCACCUAAAUACAGCGACCCUAGGAAGAGAGUUCUCAAUUGCCCUCCUCCACCGUUUAAUUCCGCAAUGACAGUAACUGUGAAAAGGCAACAAGAGCUGUGUGUUUAAGAUCCCCUAACCCCUACCACUUUAUACAUGUUGAAGAUUCUAACAAACAUAAAUUGAAAUCGAAACUG